CUGACUUUACUGAGAUAUUUAAGAAAAUGAGUUUAUUCGAAGAUUUAGCGAUCACAUUGCUGUUUGUCCUGAUGUCUGUCUGUUUAUCUGUUCCUCUCCUUCUCCUUCCUCAAUUACAGAAUAUAUUACCAAAACAGAUUCGAAAGAUCGAAGAAGAUAUUCAAAAACCCAGUAAGAAAUCAGUUGAUAUUCAAGACACCAGGAAGAAAUCAGUUGAUAAUCAAGACACCAGAAGGAAAUCAGUUGAUAUUCAAGACACCCGUAGGAAAUCAGUAGAUAUUCAAGACAUCAGUAGGAAAUCAGUUUGUAUUCAAGACACCAUCAGGAAAUCAGUUGAUAUUCAAGACACCAGUAGGAAAUCAGUUGAUAUUAAAGACACCAGUAGGAAAUCAAUAGAUAUUCAAGACACCAGCAGGAAAUCAGUUGAUAUUCAAGACACCAGUAGGAAAUCAGUUGAUAUUCAAGACCCAAGCAGGAAAUCAGUAGAUAAUCAAGACCGAAGCAGGAAAUCAGUUGAUAUUCAAGACAUCAGUAGGAAAUCAGUAGAUAUUCACGACACCAGCAGGAAAUCAGUAGAUAUUCAAGACUCAAGCAGGAAAUCAGUUGAUGUUCAGAAAAAUAUUUCAAAACUAAAAUCAGACAAAAAACUAAAUCCCACAUCUGCAGCUUUCGAAAAUUUAAGACCUAUACUUUGCAAGAAAUCAGAAGAAAUAAGAAAAGCUGAUGCAGAGACUGACAAAAACCAUGAAUUUUGGCUGGUGGAUAAAGACAUAAUAAAAAAACAGUUUGGAAACCAUUUCCAAAAAAGAGGUAUAAAUCACCCGGAAAUAAAUGAAAAAGUUUUCCAUUCAAAACAGAAAAGAAGAUGUUCCGAACCCAACACCUUGAUCAAUACAGAGAACAGAAAAGUUAUAAAAGUAAUAAAUUUUGUUGCAAUCACACUUGGCGAAGCUGCAUCUAAACCCUCAAUUACACCUGCUAGAUCAGCACAGAAUACCUUCAAAUCAAAACAUAUUGAUUUUCCACAGAAAAGAGAAUACAAGGAGAAUAGAAUAGACUUUCGGACAGAAGAGAAAAUGUUAAAGGUUAAUAAGAAAGAAGCUGAGAAUUUACCUAAACUUUCUCCACCUCCCCCACCUUUAUAUGAUCCUAAACCAGAAACCCAGAUGUCUCCUUCUAUCCAACCAGACAUCACAAAAGAAGAUCUCAACAAUACUUUGGAAGAUAAAAUAAAAGAUAUCAGCUGUUCUAUAGAAGAAAGUCCUAAAUUCUCAAGACAACCAGUUAAACAUGAUGAACCUGAAUCAGUUAUCAAACGAAGGAGAUGGAGUAUGGACGUGGAAGUGAAACCUUUAACUUUUUUUGAACCAAGGAAAAAAUAUAUGUCUCUGGUUUUGGUUCAGGAGGAAUUGUAUCAAGGAUUUGUACUUUACAGCUAACAUGUACACUAGACCAGAGUCGUAGAUAUAAAUGAGAGGAAGCUGUGCCGUAGCAUUAGAGCCUGCACAGUGAAGACGACCGUGAAAAGAAAUUGAUUACAUGCCUAGAACUCUUAUUUAAUCACUGCACUGUAUUUUUGCAUUCUGAUGGUAUACGUUUAAGAUAUUUCAAAUUCGACAGAUUGAGAUAUAAGAAAUAAUAGUUUAAGGUAUCAAAGGUCUUUGACAUCAGGUUGCAAUGAUAUAAAUAUUGAAAAAUUAAUGUUUGAGACGAGUAAUAAGAAAAGAAGAAUCAACACCUGAUAUUUAAUAAUCAUGAUUAUUAUGAUAGUAAUGUUGUGCAUCUGUGAUAUACAGUUAAAUGAA
Eurytemora carolleeae is the source of this 1805-nucleotide messenger RNA. RefSeq lists its product as uncharacterized. Lineage: Eukaryota; Metazoa; Arthropoda; Copepoda; Calanoida; Temoridae. The coding region runs from base 27 to 1439 and encodes 470 amino acids. The transcript is spliced from 9 exons. The record is from RefSeq and is a predicted model, not a curated record.